Molecule: messenger RNA, 1549 nt
Organism: Osmia lignaria (orchard mason bee)
Lineage: Eukaryota; Metazoa; Arthropoda; Insecta; Hymenoptera; Megachilidae
Product: popeye domain-containing protein 3-like
Biological process (GO): heart development; regulation of membrane potential; skeletal muscle tissue development
Cellular component (GO): sarcolemma
Molecular function (GO): cAMP binding
Source: RefSeq, a predicted model, not a curated record
GUGCCGACCGCAUGGGUGACGAUGGUCCGAAGCGUCCAUUGGAUCGCUCGAGCUACGUCCGAAGUAUGCUUUUCUCCCGGUGCCAACAGGCCAGUGCAUCGCGUGCGAAUUUCCUUCUUGCCUUCAAUGGAUAUUAUCGAAACGUCUGCACCAUCAACUGAGAAGGGGAUCGAUCUAUGGGGUUGGCGCAAGCGCCCGAAAAGGGUGCAUACGCCGCGCCCCUGCUUAGAGACGAGAAUGUUGGUAAAUUUGAUCAAAACAAACCAGUGAGCAUGGAAACUAAGUAGCUUUUAGGGAAUCGUCGUUCUUCUCUUUCCUUUUACACCACUCAUCGAUAGUGAUUUAGUCAACAUGAGCCCUGGUCUCGGACACGAUCCUCUUCCUUCGUACAACAUCACUGCACUAGGUAACACAGCGUUAUGCCUGUGGCAACAACCGCAACACAUACUGUUUCAAUUAGCAAAUUUUUGCUUCGCCCUGUCGUAUUCGGCACCUUCCUCCAGAAAGGGAAUAUUAUUUAUGCAUUCGGUGCUGAUAAUCGGUUUCAUGUUACUGUCUGGUUGGGCAUGGCAUGUGAUUUGUGCACCGGAUAUAUUCUCCUGGAACUUCAGCUUCUUGUUACUGAACAUUGGACAGCUGGUUUAUAUAGUAUAUCAAAUGAGACCAGUUCGAUUCGACCCCGAAUUAGAGGAGGCUUAUCACACUCUAUUUUACCCAUUUAAGGUAUCCCGACUGCAGUUUAAGAGGUUGGUGUCUCCAGAAUUUGCAUCGAUAAUGUCGUUGCACACCGGUGAAGCGUACGCGAUGCAAAAUUUAACCAGGACCGACAGGCUGGGCCUGUUGCUUAGUGGUAAAGUGAAUGUACUCAGCGAUUCGAAUUUCCUGCAUCUUAUAUUGCCUUGCGAAUUUUUGGAUUCGCCAGAAUUUGAGAGUUCUCGAGCAUCUGUCGACGAUAAAUUUAAGGUGUCGAUCGUUGCAGCCAGUUCGUGUAGAUAUUUAUACUGGCAGAGGUCUGCAUUGGAAUAUCUUCUCGUUAAAGAAGCAUAUUUAGCCACAGUCUUAACAACCCUAGUUGCGAGGGACAUCGCUACUAAAUUAUACGCUAUGAAUAACAAGAUUGUUACAGAUAAAGGGUCACAUUUGGACAUAAGGCUUCCAACAAUUAGCGCUGGAUUAUCCAUAAGUGGUGAAUACAGAAGUCCAAGAGCAUCCAGGCAAGCACUGAUCCGUAGGAAAGAAUCAACUUUAACUUCAGACAAUGGGUGCGUUAAUUUGAAAGAUCGUUCAGUGAAUAAUCUAUCGAAGAAAGGAGUUCCAAAUAUGGAACCGUUACCAGAAAUGCCAUCCUGUGACGACCUGGCGUCAAGUGGCGUCGAAAGUUGGCUGGAUUCAUCGAGCAAGUAUCACAGUUGUGAAAUUGUUGACGAAGAAUAACAGGAGGCCUCCUUAACGCCGGACACAUUUUACGAAGGAGACAGCGAUUAGUGUCCGCGUUAAGGAUUUGCAUAAUCUUUGAGAAGAAGACUGCAGUUUCUUUUUUUUUUUUAAA